CAGGCCUUGCAGUAGUCAACCCUGUCUAAAUGGAGGGACUUGUAUGGAUGGAACCAAUCAGUACAAAUGUAACUGUCCUCCAGAAUGGAGAGGAACCAACUGCCAGAUUAAAGCACCAGCAGUGCCAUCUGACUCGCCAGUACUCAAUGAUGCUGCAUUAAGCCGCAAAGCCAGCUGUACCAGAGUUGACCACACUCAGCACUGUAGCUGUGAUCCUGGCUUUCAGAUGAGUGGAACUCCAGAAAACAGUUUAUGUCAAGAUGUUAAUGAAUGUGAGGUUUACAAGGCAGAAGGAACAACUCGGCUUUGUGUACAUGUGUGUAUUAACACUCCUGGAUCAUAUCGAUGUGCCUGCCCUGCAGGCUAUAGAAUCCUUAGUGAUGGUAAAAAUUGUGAAGAUAUAGAUGAGUGUACUUUAGGACUACACAACUGCACAAAGCAUUCCAUGUGCAUAAACACUGCGGGUGGUUUUCAGUGUGUCUUGCCUGAGUGUCCAAAAUCCUAUGGGAAUAUCAGCUAUGUGAAGACAUCACCAAGUCAGUGUGAACGAAAUCCUUGUCCAAUGGACAGCCGUUCCUGUCAUCAUGCACCAAAGACAAUCUCUUUCCAUUACCUCUCCUUGCCCUCAAAUUUACCCACACCAGUCUCACUUUUUCGUAUGGCAACAGCUUCAGCACCGGGAAGACCUGGCCCAGACAGUCUGAGAUUUGGAAUAGUGGGAGGAAACAGCAGAGGGCACUUUGUCAUGCAAAGAUCAGAUCGACAGACAGGAGAACUAAUACUUGUGCAAAGUCUUCAAGGACCACAGACCAUAGAAGUGGAUGUGGACAUGUCUGAGUACUUAGACCGCAUGUUCCAAGCGAAGCAUGUUUCAAAGAUCACUGUCUUUGUUUCAGCUUAUAGCUUUUAAAAUAAGGUGAAGAAUGAACAUUAUGACGCAACAUGGUUUGUGAAAGAUGGUAAACAGUAAUUCAC
Messenger RNA from Bufo bufo (common toad), 975 nucleotides. RefSeq names its product fibulin-7-like. The record is from RefSeq and is a predicted model, not a curated record. The transcript has 7 exons. Bases 44 to 910 code for a protein of 288 amino acids. NCBI's taxonomy places the organism in Eukaryota, Metazoa, Chordata, Amphibia, Anura, Bufonidae. Gene Ontology annotation, molecular function: calcium ion binding.